AUGUCAAAAUACGCUUGGUAUACUAAGGUUACAGAUGCAGCCCACCGUUUGACAGUUUUGUCGCUUGUUGGCGGUACUAUUUACAUGGCUGGAGGAUUAGUUUAUACCAUGUACACUACUGGUACCAAAUAUGAACAACAAGUUACGCAGAAAGCUGCCGAAAAGGAGGCAGAAAAUGCACAAUGA
Molecule: messenger RNA, 186 nt
Organism: Lachancea sp. 'fantastica'
Lineage: Eukaryota; Fungi; Ascomycota; Saccharomycetes; Saccharomycetales; Saccharomycetaceae
Source: the annotation of a GenBank genome assembly